Molecule: messenger RNA, 2557 nt
Organism: Anoplopoma fimbria (sablefish)
Lineage: Eukaryota; Metazoa; Chordata; Actinopteri; Perciformes; Anoplopomatidae
Gene: pyroxd2
Product: pyridine nucleotide-disulphide oxidoreductase domain 2
Exons: 16
Coding region: 60-1796 (578 amino acids)
Molecular function (GO): oxidoreductase activity
Source: RefSeq, a predicted model, not a curated record
UCUUUUUCGAAGUUGAUCCUGGCUUGCAGAACGGGCUGUUCUUGCCUCAAACUCCUGCCAUGGCUGCAGCAGUGUGGACUGGUCGAGUAUCAAGGGCUGUGACUGUUGUGAGGACAGUGACGAGAUCAAGAUCCAGUCACACCGCUCUAAAAUCCCAGUAUGAUGCACUGGUCAUCGGAGGAGGACACAAUGGACUGGUGGCAGCUGCCUAUCUUCAGAAGGGAGGGCUGAAGACAGCGGUGCUGGAGCGCAGACAUAUACUGGGAGGAGCAGCUGUUUCAGAAGAAAUCUUUCCUGGUUUCCACUUCUCCAGAUGUUCCUAUUUGCUUAGUUUAUUACGGCCGCAUAUAUCCAAAGAUUUGGAGCUCAAGAAACAUGGGCUGAAGGUGUAUAUGAGGAACCCCCAUGCUUUCACCCCCAUGUUGGAGGAGGGGGUGGGCGGCGCCCCACCAAGGUCUCUGACCCUGGGCUCAGAUCUGGCCAUGAAUCAGAUGGAGAUCAGCAAGUUCUCCAAGAAGGACGCUCAGGCUUUUCAAGAUUACAAUGCACACCUUGAGAAGCUAGCAGGAGCUAUUCACCCUCUUCUGGAUGCUCCUCCUGUGGACAUCCCAGGUCUUACCUCCGGAUCAACCAUGAAGAGGCUGGCUGCAGCUAAAACACUGAUGCCUAUUGUCAAAUGUGGUUUGAAACUGGGCAGAAACAUUCCAGACUUUUAUGAGAUCAUAACUGCACCAAUAAUGAAGAUCCUCAAUAGGUGGUUUGAGUCGGAGCCCCUGAGAGCAACGCUGGCUACUGAUGCUGUGAUAGGAGCCAUGACCAGUCCAAGUAAUCCCGGUAGUGGGUAUGUGCUCCUGCAUCAUGUGAUGGGGGAGUUGGAGAAGGAGAAGGGAUCAUGGGGUUAUGUGGAAGGAGGCAUGGGAGGCGUGUCUGAGGCUAUCGCUCGCUCUGCUCGAUCCUAUGGUGUUGACAUUUUCACUGAAAAGGAGGUAGAACAGGUCCUGGUUGGUUCAGAUGGUGCUGCCAAGGGAGUGGUGCUAAAGGACGGCACAGAGAUCCACAGUAAAGUCGUUUUAUCAAAUGCUACCCCACAUGUUACCUUCAAGAACCUCACUCCUCAGGCUGCUCUUUCUGCAGAGUUCAUCAAAGCCGUGAACCAGAUAGACUAUACCUCACCUGUGACAAAGAUCAAUGUGGCAGUGGACAAGCUUCCAAACUUCCUAGCAUCUCCCACACCCGAUGAUAAACCAGGACCCCACCAUCAGUGCUCAAUUCAUCUCAACUGUGAAAGCGUAGAUCUCCUGGAAACUGCAUACAAAGAGGCCAUGAAUGGACGUCCCUCAGCAAGACCCAUGCUGGAAAUGACCAUCCCCUCUGUUUUGGAUCCUACUCUGGCUCCCCCUGGCUGCCACGUGGUGUCACUGUUCACCCAAUACACCCCCUACCACAUAGAGGGCAGGGAGUGGACUAACCAGGACAGAGAGGCCUAUGCAGACACUGCAUUUGACUGGGUGGAGCAAUACGCUCCUGGGUUUAAGAAGUCGGUAGUGGGCAGGGACAUCCUGGCUCCACCUGACCUGGAGAGGAUCUUUGGGCUCACUGGAGGGAAUAUCUUCCAUGGAUCAAUGUCGCUGGACCAGCUCUACCUAGCGCGACCUUUGCCCUUUCUCUCAGACUACAGGACACCAAUAAAAGGGCUGUAUCUGUGUGGCAGUGGCUGUCAUCCAGGUGGUGGUGUGAUGGGUUCUCCCGGCUGGAAUGCAGCUUUAACUGUCAUGGGUGACGUGAAAAGUCACUGAAACAUGAGACAGCAUCAGUGUGUGGUCCAGUCACAAGGGCUCAACCUCUCUUUUGUCUUAAUUGUGUGAAUUUGACUGAUCUGAGAAAUGAAUUUCACUCACUCAAACUAUCAAUCUGAUCAGCUGUCUCUCCAUCAUGCUAUGUUUGUAAGGGUAAGAGAAACGGGGCUAAAGGGUUGAAUGAAAGAGGGUUUCAGGCCCUUUAUAGGACGUCCAUGUCAAAAGCCCACCAGUCAAUCACUCCUGACUUUAAACACUAGUGCAAUACUGCUGCAAUAAAUCAUGUUGCAACACCACUUGUGAUUUCAUCUAACUGAGUCAGCAGAAGAUCACUUAUACCAACAUAGUAAUAAUGUUGUAUGUAUACUAAUGCAUUUUUAGUAUAACUGUCACUUGUCUUAUUUAAAUGCAAUGGGACUUUUAACAACUUUGUAUGAAUACAUUUAAAUAAAUUCAAACUAAUGUCUUUAGUUUUCUUUAAACUAUGUAUAUGGGUUAAUGGUGUGUUGUAUGUAGGAUUUCAGGGUAGAAAUCUAACAGGCCCUCUCCACAACUGAUAUUUUGUCUUGGUAGGUGACACAGGUGCUAUAAAUAAAAUGAACAAUGACUCUAUUCAAAUGUCCCAGUAAGUUUCGGGACCUUGAAUCUGAAGAAGCUACAUUGAAUCCUGCAAUCAUUAACUUUAUUGUUUACACCUAUGCUUUUCCUACUAUGACAUGUCAAAAUAUCUUUGUUUAAAAGACCUUCUCCACACAUUAAAC